CGGACUCGGGUUUGUGCUCUCAGUUUACGCGCCAUUUACGAGUGAGAUUUCUGUACGGGGAAGUAAAGGAGCGCAGAUUUACCCUCAUUUUACUCUCUUAACGCGUAAUAUAUGUGAAUCCGGCUCAUAUAUCGGAGUGAUAUCGACAAGUGCGAGGGAAAUCAGCCGAAUCGAAGGUGCCGUGAAUCAUGCCUACGAAAACAACCAAGAGCUCGACGGCCGCUAAAAGAGCGGCGGAGGCGCUGGACGAGUCCGACGAUGAGCAGAGCGCAGCCCGCAAACCCACGAGCGCCGCCGCCGCGGAGAGCAGCACGCCGCCCCGCCUGCACGAUGCGGCUCCGGGCGAGUCUGCUGAGGAGCUGGAUAACCGCAGUCUGGAGGAGAUCCUGGCCAGCAUCCCUCCUCCGCCGCCUCCCGCCAUGAGCUCCGAACCGGGGGCCCCGCGCCUCAUGAUCACGCACAUCGUCAACAGAAACUUCAAGUCCUACGCUGGAGAGCAGAUUCUGGGGCCCUUCCAUAAGCGCUUUUCCUGUAUCAUCGGUCCAAACGGCAGCGGCAAGUCCAAUGUGAUCGACUCCAUGCUCUUCGUGUUUGGAUACAGAGCUCAGAAGAUUCGCUCGAAGAAGCUGUCGGUGCUGAUCCACAGUUCUGACGCCCAUCCGGACAUCCAGAGCUGCACUGUAGAGGUGCACUUCCAGAAGAUCGUCGACAAGGAAGGAGACGACUACGAAGUCAUUCCCAACAGCUCGUUCUACGUGUCGAGAACCGCUGCCAAAGAUAAUUCCUCCUCCUAUCACAUCAAUGGCAAGAAAGCGACCUUCAAAGAUGUGGGCAUAUUACUGCGCAGCCACGGUAUUGACCUGGACCACAACCGCUUCCUCAUCCUGCAGGGUGAGGUGGAGCAGAUUGCCAUGAUGAAGCCCAAAGGACAGACGGAGCAUGACGAGGGCAUGCUGGAGUACCUGGAGGACAUCAUCGGCUCCUGCCGUCUCAAAGAGCCCAUCAACAUCCUGUGCCGGCGGGUCGAGUUACUGAACGAGCAGCGAGGAGAGAAGCUGAAUCGAGUGAAGCUGGUGGAGAAGGAGAAGAGCGCUCUGGAGGGAGAGAAGAAUAAGGCCGUGGAGUUCCUCACUUUGGAGAACGACAUCUUUAAGAAGAGGAGCCUCCUGUGUCAGUUCUACGUGCAUGAUCUACAGAAGCGUGCGUCAGCCAAAGAAGCCGAGAAACAGCAGAUUCAGGAGGACACAAAGGAACUGAGUGACAAAAGCAGCCAGCUGACAGAGGAAAUGAAGACCAAGAACGAGGAGCUGAAGGGCGUGGAAAAGAAACUAACCAAGCUGACCAAGUUCAUAGAGAGCCAGAAGGAGAAAUUUACCCAGCUGGACCUGCAGGAUGUGGAGGUGCGCGAGAAACUCAAACACACCAAGAGCAAAACCAAGAAACUGCAGAAACAGCUUCAGAAAGACAAGGAGAAGCUGGAGGAGGUGAGGAGCGUUCCUGCCAGCAGUGAGAAGAUCAUCACGGAGGCGUCUGCUCAGAAGGAGGAGCUGGAGAAGAAGAAGCUGGUGGAGGAGCAGAAGUUGGCUCAGGUGAUGGAGAGCCUGAAGGAGGAGACCAGCGGCCUACAGGAAGAUAAAGAGAAAAAAGAGCAGGAGCUUCUGGAGCUGAGCAAGGCGGUGAACGAGACGCGUUCACGGAUGGAUGUGGCGCAGUCAGAGCUGGACAUCUACCUGAGUCAGCACAACACCGCUGUGAACCAGCUCAACCAGGCCAAAAAUGCUCUGCAGGAGGCUGUGGACACGCUGAGGGAGAGGAGAGCCGCCAUCAAAGACCUCAAUGUCAAGAUACCCCAGUGUGAGGAGCAGCUCAAGAAGGACGAGCAGGAGCUGGAGCAGAUCUCUGAGCAGGACCGGCAGAAGCGGGUGCAGGUUGGAGACAUGAGGCAGAAGGUGGCUGAAGCCAAGAGCUCUCUGUCCACCAACCGCAGCCGCAACAAAGUGCUGGACGCACUCAUGCAGCAGAAACGCUCGGGAAAGAUCCCGGGCAUCCUGGGACGGCUGGGCGAUCUGGGAGCUAUUGAUGAGAAAUACGACAUCGCCAUCUCCUCUAGCUGCGGCUCGCUGGAUAAUAUUUUAGUGGACACCAUUGACACGGCGCAGAAAUGCGUCACGUUCCUAAAGACCCAGAACAUCGGUGUGGCCACAUUCAUCGGUCUAGACAAGAUGAAAGUGUGGCAGCAGAGCAUGGGCUCCAUCUCCACUCCGGAGAACAUCCCUCGUCUUUUUGACAUGGUGCGGGUGAAGGACGAGAGCGUGCGGCCGGCGUUCUACUUCGCUCUCAGAGACACGCUGGUGGCUAAAGACCUGGAGCAGGCCACGCGGGUGGCGUUCCAGAAGGACAAGCGCUGGAGGGUCGUCACGCUGCAAGGGCAGAUCAUUGAACAGGCUGGUACCAUGACUGGAGGAGGAGGACGAGUGAUGAAGGGCAGGAUGGGCUCCUCAGUCUGCGCUGAUGUCACUCAGGAGCAGCUGGAUAAAAUGGAGAGGGAUUUGAACAAAGAGGUGACGCAGCUGCAGGACUGGCAGCAGAGGAAGCAACAGCUGGAGGAGAAGGUGCACAAAGCCAGACGUGAGCUGAGAGACAUGAAGAACACGCUGGAGAAAUACACAGCCACCAUUCAGAGCCUGACGGAGCAGGAGCUUCAUCUCAAGACUCAGAUCAAAGAUCUGGAAGCCAACGUCAUCUCCGCUGCUCCUGAUAAAGCCAAACAGAAGCAGAUGGAGAAGAGCCUGGAGGUCUACAAGAAAGACUUUGAGGCAGCGUCCACUAAAGCAGGAAAGGUGGAGGCGGAGGUGAAGAGACUGCACACGCUCAUCGUGGACAUCAACAGCCAUAAACUGAAGGCCCAGCAGGACAAACUGGACCAGAUCAACACACAGCUGGACGAGUGCUCCUCAGCCGUCACCAAAGCUCAAGUGGCCAUUAAGACUGCUGGACGUAAUCUGAAGAAGUCCGAGGACAGCGUGUCUCAGCUGGAGAAGGAGAUCGGUGAGAAUGAGAAGCUGAUGGAGGAGCUGACGGAGCAGCUGAAGAAGCUGGAGGAGCAGGCGGGAGAGAUCAUGCAGACGUACCAGCAGGCUGAGGAAGCUCUGCCGGAGGUUCAGGAGCAGCAUCGUGGAGUCCUGCAGGAGAUCAAGGCCCUACAGGAGCAAGAGCACGCGCUGCAGAAGGAGUCUCUAAAUGUGCGGCUGAAGGUGGAGCACAUUGACACGGCCAUCACAGAGUGCCACAACAAGAUCAAACACUGGGAGAAAGAGGCCAGCAAGUUGUCUCUGCACUCCAUCGAUGGUGCUCCAACAGAAGAGCUGCCUGCACUGAACCCAGAGCAGCUGGAAGACGUCAGCAAUCCAGACGUCAUCAAGAAUGAGAUCGCUCUGCUGGAGGACCGCUGUUCCAACAUGAAGCCCAACCUGGGAGCCAUCGCAGAGUUCAAGAAGAAGGAAGAGCUGUAUCUGCAGAGGGUGGCGGAGCUCGAUGACAUCACUACACAGAGAGACGCCUUCAAGAGAGGCUGCGAGGACCUGCGCAAGCAGAGGCUACACGAGUUCAUGGCUGGAUUCAACAUCAUCACCAACAAACUGAAGGAGAACUACCAGAUGCUCACGUUAGGAGGAGACGCCGAGCUCGAGCUGGUGGACAGUCUGGAUCCCUUCUCUGAGGGCAUCAUGUUCAGUGUGCGUCCUCCUAAGAAGAGCUGGAAGAAGAUCUAUAACCUGUCAGGAGGAGAGAAGACGCUGAGCUCUCUGGCGCUGGUGUUUGCGCUGCAUCACUUCAAGCCCACGCCGCUCUACUUCAUGGACGAGAUCGACGCUGCCCUCGACUUCAAGAACGUCUCCAUCGUGGCCUGUUACAUAUACGAGCAAACCAAGAAUGCUCAGUUCAUCAUCAUUUCCCUGAGGAACAACAUGUUUGAGAUGGCCGACCGUCUCAUCGGCAUCUACAAGACGCACAACACCACCAAGAACGUGGCCAUCAACCCCAAAACCAUCGUCCUGCGUGAGAUCGAGACGGCCUGAGGAGGGGAAAUACUCCAAUCACUCUUUCAUUCUGAUGUUUUGUCUGUUUCCACAUCGCUGUUCAUCACUUCUCUCACUCUGUCUCUAAACAUUUUACAUGUCAAAUUCAUUCUGUGCUCCUUCUGUUUUAUUGUUUUUAAAUAAAAUGACUGUUUUAUACUAUAUAGUAAUUAUAACUUGUGGAAUAUUAUCAUGUUUUAACUGCACCGCAGUUUAUUUUAAAUAAACAUUAAAUUUGG
Molecule: messenger RNA, 4315 nt
Organism: Labeo rohita (rohu)
Lineage: Eukaryota; Metazoa; Chordata; Actinopteri; Cypriniformes; Cyprinidae
Gene: smc4
Product: structural maintenance of chromosomes 4
Exons: 24
Coding region: 189-4076 (1295 amino acids)
Biological process (GO): mitotic chromosome condensation
Cellular component (GO): chromosome
Molecular function (GO): ATP binding; protein binding; ATP hydrolysis activity
Source: RefSeq, a predicted model, not a curated record